AUGUUCCCGCGGCGCCCGCGCUGCGCCCGCCGCCGCCGCGUCUCCUCUUCCUCCUCCUCCGCCGCCGCCUCUUCCUCUCCGCCCCGGCGUCCCCGCUCGCCUGGGACUUCUUCGCGAAAGGCGACGCUGCCGGUUCGGCGCGCCCUGCUGCUGCUGCUGCUGCCGCUGCCUCCUGCUGCCGCCGCUGCCGCCGCCUCCCCUCCACGUUCGCUCCCUCCAGAGCUGCUGCUGCCGCCGCCGCCGCCGCCUCGCUCUUUCCUGCCGCGCAAAGAGGGAAGGGUGCCAGCUUCGCGGACUCUCCGGCCACCCCGGGACCCCCGACAUCAAAGACUCUGCCCGCCCCCUUGGGGCAGGGACCUGACCAGCGAUUGGAGGAGUCGCGGCGGCGGCGGCGCUACCGACUCGCUCGCGCUCGGCUCGCUCUCGCGCACGGAGCAGGCUCGAGGUUGCGCGGCUGGCUUGCCAGAGGCGGGUCGCGGAAAGCAACCGGCCCUGGAAGCAAGGCGUGCGGUUCUUUAUUCCUGCUUAUAG
Podarcis lilfordi (Lilford's wall lizard) is the source of this 531-nucleotide messenger RNA. NCBI's taxonomy places the organism in Eukaryota, Metazoa, Chordata, Lepidosauria, Squamata, Lacertidae. The record is from the annotation of a GenBank genome assembly.